Messenger RNA from Carcharodon carcharias (great white shark), 1697 nucleotides. Its product is annotated as tubulin alpha chain-like. Gene Ontology annotation, molecular function: structural constituent of cytoskeleton; GTP binding. The transcript has 4 exons. Gene Ontology annotation, biological process: mitotic cell cycle; microtubule cytoskeleton organization. Gene Ontology annotation, cellular component: cytoplasm; microtubule. The record is from RefSeq and is a predicted model, not a curated record. Bases 189 to 1541 code for a protein of 450 amino acids. Lineage: Eukaryota; Metazoa; Chordata; Chondrichthyes; Lamniformes; Lamnidae.
GAGGUUAAAUAGUCGGUGGGUGGGGGGGGAAUUGCUGCCUCUAACCCAGCGCUCACAGAGACCCUUCACCGGUUCAGUGUGUGAGACCAGGGGCGUGGACUCUGACACCCUCUUCCCCCCACCUCGCCCCCAACAACUUUACAAAAAAAAAGUAGCAUUAUAACUUCGGAAACAAAUUCAUCCCGAUCAUGCGUGAAUGUAUCUCCAUCCAUGUCGGCCAGGCUGGUGUCCAGAUGGGCAAUGCCUGCUGGGAGCUGUACUGUUUAGAACACGGUAUCCAGCCUGAUGGGCAGAUGCCGGGCGACAAGCCCAGUGGAGUAGCGGACGACUCCUAUACUACGUUCUUCAGCCAUACGGGAUCUGGCAAGCAUGUACCCCGGGCUGUGUUUGUGGAUUUGGAGCCCACUGUGAUCGAUGAGAUCCGUACAGGUAUCUAUCGCCAACUGUACCACCCCGAGCAGCUCAUCACCGGGAAGGAAGAUGCUGCCAACAACUAUGCCCGUGGGCACUACACCAUCGGCAAGGAACUGAUUGACUCAGUCUUGGACAGAAUCCGUAAGCUGGCUGACCAAUGCACAGGACUCCAGGGUUUCCUCGUGUUCCACAGCUUUGGUGGAGGCACUGGCUCCGGUUUCACAUCCCUCCUGAUGGAACGUCUCUCUGUUGACUUUGGUAAGAAGUCCAAGCUGGAGUUUUCCAUCUACCCAGCUCCUCAGGUCUCCACAGCUGUAGUUGAACCCUACAACUCCAUCCUGACUACCCACACCACACUCGAACACUCGGACUGCGCCUUCAUGGUAGACAAUGAAGCCAUCUAUGAUAUCUGUCGCAGAAACCUGGACAUCGAGCGCCCUACCUACACCAACCUUAACCGACUCAUUAGUCAGAUUGUGUCCUCGAUUACAGCCUCACUUCGCUUUGAUGGUGCUUUGAAUGUUGAUCUGACAGAGUUCCAGACCAAUUUAGUUCCCUAUCCACGUAUCCAUUUCCCUCUGGCUACCUAUGCCCCUGUGAUCUCAGCUGAGAAAGCUUAUCAUGAGCAACUGUCUGUAGCUGAGAUCACCAAUGCCUGCUUCGAGCCAGCAAACCAGAUGGUCAAGUGUGACCCUCGCCAUGGCAAGUACAUGGCUUGCUGUCUGCUCUACCGUGGUGAUGUAGUGCCAAAAGAUGUCAACGUUGCUAUUGGUGCCAUCAAGACUAAACGCAGUAUACAGUUUGUUGACUGGUGUCCAACUGGUUUCAAGGUUGGCAUCAACUACCAGCCUCCCACUGCAGUACCUGGUGGGGACCUGGCCAAAGUGAAGCGUGCUGUGUGUAUGCUGAGCAACACCACGGCCAUCGCUGAAGCCUGGGCUCGCCUCGAUCACAAGUUUGAUCUGAUGUACGCCAAGCGCGCCUUUGUGCAUUGGUACGUGGGUGAGGGGAUGGAGGAAGGGGAGUUCUCAGAGGCCCGUGAAGACAUGGCAGCCUUGGAGAAAGAUUACGAAGAGGUUGGCAUUGAUUCUUUUGAGGGUGAAGAGGAAGGGGAGGAGGAGUAUUAAAUAGCACUUCAUCUUUAACCAAAGAUGUACAAUCUUUUUACAAUGAGGGCUCUGUUUUAUAACUUUGUAAAAGCUACUAUGGUAUAACCAUUCUGGACUGAUGUAAUUAUUGACUUCUGAAACGUUACUAAGUAAAACCAUAUUUUUGAGCCAAAA